This is a messenger RNA of Coffea eugenioides, 2115 nucleotides long. RefSeq names its product transcription termination factor MTEF18, mitochondrial. Gene Ontology annotation, molecular function: double-stranded DNA binding. Gene Ontology annotation, biological process: regulation of DNA-templated transcription. Bases 230 to 2011 code for a protein of 593 amino acids. The record is from RefSeq and is a predicted model, not a curated record. Lineage: Eukaryota; Viridiplantae; Streptophyta; Magnoliopsida; Gentianales; Rubiaceae. The transcript has a single exon.
UCUUUCUCUGUCUCUGCAAUCUUGCCGGCCGCCGAACUACCGGAAGCGCUUCCUGCCAUUUGUCCGGCCGCCCAAGUCCCGGAGUUGCUUCCCUUCAGUCUUUUCUGAGGUGGGUUUCUCUUGCUAUUCUUGGUAGACUUUAUACUUUAUCGCUUCCCAUCACAGAGCAAUUUGUUAUGGUAUUAACUUUUUGGAGAGUUUAUAAGCAUUGUAGUUUGUAUCGUUUGGGAUGCUAAUUCUCAAAAUCAGCAAAAGAGUGCCUGAAAGUAUGAUUUCCCAGCUCAAUAACCUGUUAAAGUUUCCCCCAAUCACUGAAAAAAGAUUAGCUUUACAGAGCCAUACUCCGUUUUUUCUUUCUUUAAGAAGGAUUCAAAUUAAGUGCUUCCAUAGUUCUGGACCAGUUCGUUGUCCAAAAGUUGCACUGGUUGAAUCUCCGUUGCCCAUUUCUAGUUCUGUGAUUAAAAUUUCGCGGGUUGCGAGGAGUGAUGCACAGGCUGCACUUUUUGAGUACUUGCACUAUACUAGAGGAUUCACUUAUAUGGAUGCAGAGCAUAUUAGUAAGAAUUCGCCCCAUUUUGUUGAAAAUUUGGUAAUGAAGGUGGAAAAUGAGCAGGAUGUUUCGAGGGCAUUGUCCAAGUUAUUGAGAUAUUAUCCCAUAAAUGAGUUUGAACCAUUUUUAGAGAGCUUGGGAUUGAGACCAACUGAACUUUCACUUUUCCUUCCGGCCAACUUGAUAUUUCUGGCUGAUGAUCAUAUGCUUCUUGAUAAUUUUCAUGUUCUUUGUGAUUAUGGUAUUCCUCGUGUGGAGAUAGGGAAGAUCUACAAGGAAGCAGCUGAAAUUUUUGGAUAUGAGUUUGGAAGGUUAAAUACCAAGUUGAGGGCUUAUGAGGAUUUAGGUCUUAGUAAACCUACCGUGAUAAAGUUGGUUACUUCUUGUCCUUCAAUUUUGGUUGGUGAUGUGAACAAGGAACUUGUUGACGUUCUUAAUAAGCUGACAGAACUGGGGUUUCAAAGGGACUGGAUUGGGGGUUAUCUCUCCAGCAGACACAGUUACAGUUGGAACAGGAUGCUUGACACAAUGACUUUUCUUGUUGAAGUUGGUUUUGGUGAUAUGCAGAUUGGGGAUUUGAUUAGGAAAAAUCCUGCAUUUCUGCUUGAAGGUUCAGGGAAGCAGAUAUAUGUAUUGUUUGGUCGGUUACUCAAAUUGGGCCUUAAGAUGAAUGAGGUCUAUCUUUUGUUGUUGGAAAAUCCGGAGAUUCUAUCACCAAAAUGUGCCAAAAAUGUUUGGAAAGCAUUGUAUUUCCUGUUUGAAAUAGGAAUGGAAACGGAUCAUAUUGCAAAAUUUCUACGUACCCACAUUCAACUUUUGGCUUCACAUUCUUUAAAAGGGCCAAAGACUGUGUUGAGAAGUUUAAAUGGUGACAGGCAGAAGUUACUUCAAGUUAUGAGUGAAAACCCCUCAAAGUUUUUUGCUUUGGCUUUUAAAUCAAAUAUCAGUAGCAUUGAGCAGAUACGGGCCAAGAAUCCGGGCAAAAUGUUGCAGAAAACUGCAUUUCUGUUGAAAUUAGGUUAUAUCGAAAACUCAGAUGAGAUGGGAAAAGCAUUAAAGAAGUUCCGGGGCAGGGGAGAUCAGUUACAGGAGAGGUUUGAUUGCUUGGUGCAAGCUGGAUUGGACUCCAAUGUUGUAGUAGAUAUGAUCAGGCAAGCUCCUACAGCUUUAAAUCAGUCCAAAGAUGUGCUUGAGAAAAAAAUUGCCUAUUUGAUAAGUUUAGGAUACCCUGUUGUGACCAUUGCAGCAUUUCCCACAUAUCUCUGCUAUGAUAUAGGGAGAAUUAACCGGAGAUUUAAUAUGUAUUUGUGGCUGAAAGAAAGAGGUGCUGUAAAGUCCAUGAUAUCUCCAAGCACACUUCUUGCUUGUUCAGAGGCACGCUUUACAAAAUAUUUUGUUGAUGUACAUCCAGAAGGUCCAUUGAAAUGGGAAAGUUUAAAAAAGUCAUCAUUGUCAAGCUAGAUCAAAGUUCAUUGUAUUUGUGGCAUCCCAUUUUUGACCUAAGGGGCUUGUAAGUGUAGAAUUAUAAACAUGCAGCUUUAAUAAAAUCUAGUCAAAUUUUAUGC